ACUGCGCAUGAACGCGGCUAACAAACAUGGAGUCAGCAAGCUAGAGAGGGUAACUGUCAGCUAAAGGCAAAUAUUACCCGUGUAUGAGAGGGUUUUAACGCCGGUAAGUCGCAGCAACAUACCGCUGAAUGUCUCCGUGAAUAUCCAGCGUUAGUCGACCGACUCUGUCCUCCGCCGACUGUCCCUGUCGUCUGUAGCGGGGCGACAUGCUGUAAGUGACCGGUGUCCUCCAGCGGCAGCAGCUAUGUUGCCCUCGACCUGCACCAUGUUCAGGGCUGCUGUCAGACUGCUGCCCCGGAGUCGAGGAUGUGUUUGGUGCCCGUGCAGAAACAUUUCUCUGAAACCAGGAGAUUCAAAACCAAGGACGGUUCCACCUCGCUACCUGGGCCAACCCAGCCCUUUCACCCAUCCGCACCUCAUCAAACAUGGUGAGGUGACUCCAGGCUUGAGCCAAACAGAAUAUGAGCUCCGCAGACACAGGCUGGCCUCACUUAUUGAGGCCCAGGCAGAAAGGCUGGGACCCUCUGCCUCCUCAAGCACCCAUGUGGUCAUUGUUUUGUCCCAUCCUACCCGCUACAUGACCAAUGACAUCCCUUAUCCCUUCCACCAGAACCAGGAUUUCCUCUACCUCAGCGGCAUCCUAGAGCCUGACAGUGCCUUGGUCCUGUACGGGAAAUGCCGACCAGACCAGGCCAUCUUGUUUGUCCCGCGCAGAGACCCAGGGAGGGAGCUGUGGGACGGGCCCCGGUCAGGGAAGGAUGGGGCAGCUGCUUUGACCGGCAUAGAGAGAGUUCAUAGCACAGAAGAACUGGGUCUUGUGCUCAAGAGCCUUAAAGGCACUCUGCUGUGGUAUGAUAGCUCUCAGCCCACCCACCCUCGCCUCCACAAGACUCAUGUGUGUCCCGUGCUGGAGGCAGGACCGAUGCCGCACUCUCUCAGACCUCUCAUACACUCUCUGAGGGCCAUCAAAAGCUCAGCAGAGGUGGCGCUCAUGCAAGCAGCAGGUCACAUCACUGCACAGGCUUUUAGGAGGACAAUGGCUCUGUCUCAAGGAGAUGUGGAUGAAGCUGUGCUCUUUGCAAAGUUUGAUUUUGAGAAUCGGAUACAUGGCGCAAACUUCCUGGCCUAUCCCCCUGUUGUUGCUGGAGGGAAUCGAGCCAAUACUCUGCACUACAUAAACAACAACCAGAUUAUCAAGGAUGGUGAAAUGGUGCUUCUUGAUGGUGGUUGUGAAUACUUUGGUUAUGUCAGUGAUAUCACUCGAACAUGGCCAGUGAAUGGAAAAUUCAGCCCUGCCCAGGCUGAGCUGUACGAGGCCGUCCUGGAGGUCCAGCGCUCCUGUUUGUCUCUGUGUUCCCCAGGUGUCAGUCUGGAUCACAUCUACAGUACCAUGCUGGCAUUGUUGGGACGACAGCUCAGGCAGUUAGGCAUCGUCAAGGCCAGUACCAGUGAUAGUGAUUUACUAAAGGCUGCAAGGCGGUACUGCCCCCACCACAUUGGCCAUUACCUGGGCAUGGACGUCCAUGACACCCCUGAGCUGUCCCGCUCACAACCUCUACAGCCAGGAAUGGCCAUCACUAUUGAACCAGGGUUGUACAUCUGUGAGAACAAUGACCAGGUGCCAGAGCGUUUCCGUGGCCUGGGCGUCAGGAUUGAGGAUGACGUGGUGAUCCAAGACAAGGGAGGCCCUCUGAUUCUGUCCUCUGGCGCACCAAAAACCAUCGCUGAUGUAGAGCAGGCCUGUGCCCAGAGAUAGGGCAAGGAGAGACAGUGACCAAGUGAGCUACAACGUCGAUGGCAGUCAAUGUGCUGCCAUUACCACGGUGAUGACAUCGUCUAGCUCAGGGCCCAGGUACAUGAAAGGUGGGAGCACACUGCAAGACUCCAGUUUAGCCUCGGCAAGGCCUCAAAAUGAAGAGUUCUGGUGUGGUAGAAUGUAGAUUUUGCGGAUGUUUUUAUCGUCUGGCUAAAUGUUUAAAGAAACCAGCGCAGGCGAUCUCAACAGUAACGUUAGUCGUUGUUAACAGGAGUGCACAAAGUCAACACACAGUUGAACGGGAUGUUGCACUAAUUAUACUGGUCAAUCUUCCAAAUAUUUUCUGCACAAGAGCAUAAAAACCCAAACAAGCAAACAUUAAGUGUGAUUCCAACCUUAUUACUAUAAAGAGCUCAUCCACAGUUGUGUGUUAAUGGGUUACGGUGUUGCUUUGGAGCCUACUGACAUAUUCCUCCGUACACAAUUACACAUCAAGGCUACAGCGGUUACAACAACACAAGGUGGAGUCCAGUGUUAAUAAUGUACAAUACGUCCAUCUAGUGUUGUGAUGGUGCUGUCAGUGGACGAAAGCCAGCACUGAUGUAGAGAUAAAUGCCUUUUUUGCCUUUUCUUUUACCUUUUCAAAAAAAUUCCCCAUCAUGGCACACCAGGAUAAAAUUAGUUUUUUCUCUCAAACCCCUUUUUAAAACAUACUCUUCAGUUGGCUCUCACACACAAAAAUGCACCACUCUUUCCCAGCUCAUGCUACAGUACAAAUAAUCAAAACACCAAAUGUGGAACAUGCACUCACUGUUGCUGUGGGAUUGUCAGGAAGCAUCAGAGCAUGUCAAAUCAACAGACCACCAUGUUUAUGCACACAAUUGAUGAAUAAAGAGGAACCCGUCUUAAACAGCUGCUCCUGAUAAACCUGGAAUGAUGGUAAUGAUUACACCAGUGUACUGAAAUGGCUUAAAAAGUGUACACUGGAAAGAGUUUGUGUGUGUUGUGUAUCUGUGUGGGACGUAUUGUCUUUUCAACAGAGAGAAAAAUGUGUUUAUAUGUAUUAAAAGAUCUCAUUAUUUCUUCUUUCAUAACUAAUAAAUUAUAUUGGUUUGA
Molecule: messenger RNA, 2872 nt
Organism: Dicentrarchus labrax (European seabass)
Lineage: Eukaryota; Metazoa; Chordata; Actinopteri; Moronidae
Gene: xpnpep3
Product: X-prolyl aminopeptidase 3, mitochondrial
Exons: 11
Coding region: 245-1756 (503 amino acids)
Cellular component (GO): mitochondrion
Molecular function (GO): metalloaminopeptidase activity; manganese ion binding
Source: RefSeq, a predicted model, not a curated record